GAAAUCCGGUUUGGGAAGAGGGUAAGAAUAUGUAUACAAAAAAAAAGUCUAGCAAGGACGCGACGCUUUAAUUUGAGGAGGUACUUUCCAUUUCUAUUCAUUUGCACUAUCAUCCGGGACAUAUUCUCGUGACAGGUUCUGAUUGUAAAUUAGAAUUUACAAGGAAAAAGGAUAGAAACCAAAUUUGCAACACCAAACCAAGCCCAAAAAAAAAUGAGAACUUCUGUUCACCUCAUUUUCACUUUUGUUCAAAUCUCGCUCGGAUUCACCUUAGAUCCUUACGACUUCAGCAAGUCUUAUUUCUGCUCUACCUGCUUCACCAACAACCAAGACCAAAAUUACCAUUGCUGCUUUUACUUCUUUAAAUGCUGCGGAGAAGCAAGACGAGGUUCCAAAUCCACUACACCUAGGCCACACUAUCCAGCCAUCCCAACACAAAUAGCUUACUUUGUCCGAGAUGAAUCAGGUGUUAUAUGCUCGAAAAACUGCCAAAGCGACGCUGUAUCAACCGUCCCGUGUUGUCCAUCAAAUAGCGAUUCACAAAAAGAUGCGCUUUCCUUUGGUGGCCCGACUGUGAACUACUUGAGGGCAGAACAGGAGUUUGAUGGUUACGUUGAGGCUGACACCAUGGUCAAGAGUCCGAAUGAAGAGGACGACGAGCUGUCCGAAGCUUUUACGAAACAUUGGUCGACUCCUGAGAAACUGGUGACAACAGACAAGCAAACGCACUUAGCUUUGGACGCCAAUUCAAGACCAUCCAACUUAGACCCAAGACAUAGCGACUUUAGCAAAAAGUUGUUCAUACCACCAUCGCUGGCAUCAGGACACGAGUCGCUAGAUUCUACAUCUCAGAGUUCAAAGAAACUGGGCUGGAUAACGAAAGAUCUUUUGAAAUUGGCGAAUGGUGAAAAUGACAGUUAAAUAAUAUUCUCACAAGCUUUUAUUACCAUGACGCAUUUCAUCUUUACAUUGUUUAUUAGUACUAUUCAUUUCUGAGCACUUACUUUAAAGAAAUAAAACCAUUUUUUUUUCUAA
Messenger RNA from Parasteatoda tepidariorum (common house spider), 1035 nucleotides. RefSeq lists its product as uncharacterized. Lineage: Eukaryota; Metazoa; Arthropoda; Arachnida; Araneae; Theridiidae. The record is from RefSeq and is a predicted model, not a curated record.